AUGAGGCCGGAACCGAGCAGGAUAGGGCCCGGGAGGAGGACCGCGGGGCCCUGGCCGGGGGUCCGCGCGUUGCCCACCCACAUCCCUGCCUCCCCCGGGGCCAGCUCUCUCCCCUCCCGUGGGAAGCGCUCUCUCCAGUCCCCUGCGCGGCCCUUCCUCGCUCUGCUGCUUCUGGUUUCCGUCAAGCAAGUUACAGGAUCUCUCCUUGAGGAGACAACUCGAAAGUGGGCUCAGUACAAAGAGAAGUGCCUGAGAGACUUACUCAAAGAACCUUCUGGCAUAUUUUGUAAUGGAACCUUUGAUCGGUAUGUAUGCUGGCCUCAUUCUUCUCCGGGAAAUGUCUCCGUUCCCUGCCCUUCAUACUUACCUUGGUGGAGUGAAGACAACCCGGGAAGGGCCUACAGACGCUGCCUGGCUCGGGGCACUUGGCAGACGCUGGCGAAUCGCACAGUUUGGCAGGAUGACUCCGAAUGCUCCGAGAACCACAGCUUCCAAGCAAACGUGGAACACCACGCCUUGCUGUCGACCUUGCAGCUGUUGUACACCGUGGGCUAUUCCCUCUCCACUGUCGCCCUCCUCCUGGCUCUCACUCUCCUCCUGUUUCUUCGGAAGCUCCACUGCACCCGCAACUACAUCCACAUGAACCUGUUUGCUUCCUUCGUCCUGAAAGCCCUGGCCGUGCUGGGGAAGGACAUCGUCUUCCACAACUCUUACUCCCGGAGGCCCGACACCGAGAAGGAGUGGGUGUCCUACAUGUCCGAGAUUUCCGCCUCCUGCCGCUCAGCCCAGGUUCUCCUGCACUACUUCGUGGGCGCCAAUUACUCGUGGCUCCUGGUGGAAGGCCUUUACCUCCGCACGCUGCUGGAGCCCACGGUGCUUUCCGAAAGGCGGCUGUGGCCCACAUACCUGCUGGUGGGUUGGGCCUUCCCGCUGCUGUUUGUUGUGCCCUGGAGUAUCGCCCGUGCGCAGCUGGAGAACACAGGAUGCUGGGUAACCAACAAAAAUAAGGAAAUCUGGUGGAUCAUCCGAGGACCCAUGCUGCUUUGUGUAGCAGUCAAUUUCUUCAUCUUCCUGAAAAUUCUCAAGCUUCUCAUUUCUAAGCUCAAAGCCCAUCAAAUGUGCUUCAAAGAUUAUAAAUACAGAUUGGCAAAAUCAACGCUGGUUCUCAUCCCUUUGUUGGGUGUUCACGAGAUUCUCUUCUCUUUUGUCACUGAUGAUCAAGUUGAAGGAUUUUCAAAACUUGUACGCCUCUUCAUCCAGUUGACUCUGAGCUCCUUCCAUGGACUACUCGUGGCCUUGCAGUAUUGCUUUGUCAAUGGAGAGGUGAAGGCCGAGCUGCGGAGGCACUGGGGCCGCUUCCUGCUGGCCCACCACUCGGGCUGCAGAGCCUGGGGCCUGGAGAAGAACUUCCGAUUCCUGGGGAAGGGCUCCAAGAAGCUCUCCGAGGGAGACAGUGCCAGGGCGCUGCAGAAGUCACAGUCCUCGCCUGGCAGUGGGCAGCCCCUGCCACUGACCAUGCAGGGCCUGGGGGAGCUGGGCACCAGGACCCACGGGGGCCACACAGCCUGGCGCUGGGCCCGCAGCCUGUCCGAGAGCAGCGAGGGGGACUUCACCCAGGCCCACACCAUGGAGGAGAUUCUGGAGGAGAGUGAGAUGUAG
Messenger RNA from Eptesicus fuscus (big brown bat), 1659 nucleotides. It is a transcript of the gene GLP2R, whose product is annotated as glucagon like peptide 2 receptor. Lineage: Eukaryota; Metazoa; Chordata; Mammalia; Chiroptera; Vespertilionidae. The record is from RefSeq and is a predicted model, not a curated record. Gene Ontology annotation, biological process: adenylate cyclase-modulating G protein-coupled receptor signaling pathway; cell surface receptor signaling pathway. Gene Ontology annotation, cellular component: plasma membrane. The transcript is spliced from 13 exons. The coding region runs from base 1 to 1659 and encodes 552 amino acids. Gene Ontology annotation, molecular function: glucagon receptor activity; peptide hormone binding.